Molecule: messenger RNA, 3165 nt
Organism: Dioszegia hungarica
Lineage: Eukaryota; Fungi; Basidiomycota; Tremellomycetes; Tremellales; Bulleribasidiaceae
Product: serine/threonine-protein kinase
Exons: 7
Coding region: 1-3165 (1054 amino acids)
Biological process (GO): microtubule cytoskeleton organization; protein phosphorylation; intracellular signal transduction
Cellular component (GO): cytoplasm
Molecular function (GO): protein serine/threonine kinase activity; tau-protein kinase activity; ATP binding
Source: RefSeq, a predicted model, not a curated record
AUGGCGGUCGAAUCCACUACACAGCCGCGCGGGGAACCGUGCUCGCGUCAGGCAAGCAGCAGCCAGGCGAGCGGCAGCGUAUCGCGGAAGGGCUCGACGGCGGGGAGGUCAAGAGUGCUGGAUGAGCGUAUGAUUGGGCAGUGGAGGAUAGGACGGACGAUUGGCAAGGGUUCAUCUGGCCGCGUCAAGAUCGCCAAACACGCCAUCACCGGCAAAUAUGCCGCCAUCAAAAUCGUACCUAAAGGCCUCAUUAUCUCGUCUCGCAUGUCUGUCUCGGAGGCCGGCGCAAGGGCGGACAAGGUACUGUUGGGGAUCGAGCGGGAGAUCGUCAUCAUGAAGCUUAUCGACCACCCAAACGUGCUCAACCUUUACGACGUGUGGGAGACUUCUUCGGAGCUCUAUCUCAUCAUGGAGUACGUCCCCGGGGGAGAGCUUUUCGACUACCUUGUCAAACGCGGCCGCCUUCCCGUCUCCGAGGCGCUUCACUACUUCCAGCAAAUCAUUCACGCCGUCGAUUACUGCCACCGCUUCAACAUCUGCCACCGAGAUCUCAAGCCCGAGAACCUCUUGCUCGAUAAGGACAAGAACAUCAAGGUGGCCGACUUUGGUAUGGCUGCCUGGGAAGCUGGGGAGCGGAUGUUAGAGACUAGCUGCGGAAGUCCUCAUUACGCGUCGCCCGAGAUCGUUGCUGGCAAGGCAUACCACGGUUCAUCGUCCGAUAUCUGGUCAUGCGGUAUCAUUCUCUUCGCCCUCCUCACCGGCCGUCUUCCCUUCGACGACGACAAUAUCCGCUCGCUCCUGCAGAAGGUGAAGGUCGGGGUAUUUGAGAUGCCGGAUGAGAUCAAGGGGCCCGCUCGGGACCUCUUGUUCAAGAUGCUGGAAAAGGACCCGGAGAAGCGUAUCCUUAUGCCCGAUAUCCUCUCACAUCCCUUCUUCGUCUCCCGCUCGCCUCGCCCCAUCCCCGGCCGGUCUCUUGUCUCCCCUCCCAGUCUGGAUGAGGUCGACAGUCCCGUCAGCUCGGCGGACGAGAUCGACGAGGACAUCAUGAGCAACCUCAAGACCCUCUGGUCUGGUGCGGCGGAUGACGAGAUUGUCGCGGCUCUGAUGAGCAAGGACAAGACGUGGGAGAAGGCGAUCUAUCACUUGCUCGUCAAGUACCGCAACAAGCACCUCGAGAACUACAACAUGGAGGAGGAGGAUGACGAGGCGACCCAGACCCGCCGUGCCGCUCGCAAAGCUGUCACUUCGUCCUCCCCGCCCAAGCGCAAGGGUACCGCACCUAAACGCGCUCCUCUCGGCGAGAAUGAAACACUCCAGGACUCGGUGACCACUACACCCGUCCAGCGACCCCAGGCGCCAACACCCAAGAAGGCGUCCGCUCAGCCAGAGUACGAGUCGCCCGUCCCCAAUCGCCCACAGAGCAAAGUCGCUUCCCGUCCCGUCAUGGGUCCUCGUCCUCCAAUGACCAGGGGUAAUACGGCUGCUUCGGACGUCACAUCUCCUGUGCAUGGCACCCCAUCCAUUGUCCUCCAGGAGGCUACGCCCACCAAGGACAUGCUACCACCCAAAAUUAUCCCCUCUCGCCCACAGUCGGUUGUCUCAACGGCGCCUCCUCCCGCUACCGAAGCGCAACUCGCCGCCCUCAACGUCCCACAGGUCAAGGAUGAGCAGCUCCAGCACUUCUUUAAUGAGGUCGCUGCUCAGCUCAACACCAUGAACAUCCGGUCAUCGGUCGCUUCGGGCUCGUCCAGCUCGUCAGCCAUCAUGGGCAGCGACUACCAGGCGUACCUCUCAUACCUCGGGGCGGGCGGCAUCGGCGUUCCACCACAGGAGUCGGCGGGAACGGAGACCAUGGUGGACUCCAACCAGUUCGCUGAUGCGGAUGAUGACGAGACCGAGGCGGCCAGCAUCCACAGCAUGGCCAUGUCCAUCGUGCCUCAGCACUCCCCUCUCGUCGGUCUCGGGCUCGGCGGCCCGCCCCUCGGACAUGGCGCACGGCCCGCACUGCACCCCUCCCCGGCGGUCAACACCAACCGAUGGUCGUACGCCUCGUCCAAUGGCUCGUCGUACCGCGGUCCAUCGGCAUCCUCCUAUCCCCCACAGUCACCAAGUCCAUCCAUCAACCCGCAAGGCAUCAUGUGGGCCGAUCCCAAUCCCGCCCCAACUCCUCACACCCAGGUCAUGUUCGCUCAGCGUGCCCCUCCUCCUCCUCCCGCAGCUCGCGUGGCCACCCGUGCAGCUCCCGCACCACCACGACCCAUCAGCACCGUCUCUACCGGCGGCGAGCUUACUCGCGAUGGCUCUUUCAUCAUCAUCAACCACGCCGAUACUCCGUCGGUCGACCAGGCAUCGUUCGCCUCUCGCCAGUCUCAGGCCAGUUCAGGCUUCAGCGCACAUCGCCAGGACGCCUUUGGCAUGCUCAAGAAGAAGAAGAAGGUCACUAUCGACCCGGUCGCAUACUCUCCUUCUCAGUCCGGCCCACAGACCGGCGGAUCCAGCGCUGGCCCUAGCUCGGGCAGUCGCAGUGACUCCAGCCCCAAACGGAGCUGGUUUAACAACCUGUUCUCGUUCAAGCCGGCGCCAGCUACACUUCUCAGCCAUGCCAACAUCGGGGAUACGAGGGACGCGGUCAAGAGGACGCUGGCAGAACUUGGGGUCCGAGUCGCGGUCGUCGAGAUUGACGGACUGAGGGGUCUCAAGUGCAAGUUUGACGACAUCAAGGACUCGGCUGGAAACAUCAACAUCAAGGGAGUUCGUUUCCGUGUAGAGUUUGCGAGGUCAAACGCAGCCACAACUGGCGGGAACUACAACACUCUUGUGUCACUCGCAUUGGAGAAGGGCGCACAAUCUUCUUUCAGGAAUAUCUUCAACUCCCUGAAAGCCUCCAUCGAGGAGGAUGCAGCCGCGCCAACACCUAUCAUCCGCCGCCCGCCGCCACCUAUCCAAAUCCACUCUUACGUCCACCCCCAGAAUGAGCCUCACCCUGCCCGGGCACCCAUGUCGGCCACCAUCAGCGGUCCCGCGUCGCGCCAAAUGCUAUCGGCGCCACCAGUACGAUGGACGCAUUCUGCCCCCACAUCACCCAACAUGCCUUCGACACCUCGCUUUGAUGCUUCUCCGCAACCACCUCGGUCUUCACAACUUGCUCCGGCCAUCCGCUUCUAG